Messenger RNA from Mus caroli (Ryukyu mouse), 12472 nucleotides. RefSeq names its product phosphodiesterase 3A (gene Pde3a). Lineage: Eukaryota; Metazoa; Chordata; Mammalia; Rodentia; Muridae. Gene Ontology annotation, molecular function: 3',5'-cyclic-nucleotide phosphodiesterase activity. The record is from RefSeq and is a predicted model, not a curated record. Gene Ontology annotation, biological process: signal transduction.
GCCCAAGAAUGGCCUGAGCUCGCCCAGUGCCCCAGCCUGCCGCAGCAUCAGCGGUCCCUGAGCACUCAGUGAGUUGAGCAAGUGUUAAAAUUCCGAAGUAGGAAGAGACCCCGCAGGGUAUAAACUCUGGCUGAGGGUGGAGCGGAGGACUUUUAAGAGAGAAAGGAAAGGAGAGAGGGAGAGGGAGAGAGAGAGAGAGAAAGAGAAAAGGAGAGGGGUGGGGGUUGAAAAUUCCAAGGCUGAUCCAGCUAGCUGCCAACUUGAAGUCUUCAGCUCGCACUCUUGAGUUCUCUGCAAGGCUGGAACUUCGCUUAGAUCCAGAAGAAGUGAUUCCGAGAGUGUGGGCUCGAGAAGAGCGCGGACGCGCGAGUGGGACGGGUGGGGGUUGUCCGCAGAGCAUGGCAGUGCGGGGCGAGGCCGCCCAAGACCUAGCCAAGCCGGGCCUCGGAGGGGCGAGUCCCGCCCGGGUGGCAAGAGGGGACCACCGCCAUCGUGGCGAGUCCUCCCCAUCCCGUCGGGGCUCCGGCUGUUGUUGGGGAGCCCUGGCGCUGCAGCCGCUCCGGCGCUCGCCUCAACUCUCCUCGGCGCUGUGCGCGGGCUCCCUGUCGGUGCUGCUGGCGCUGCUGGUGAGGCUGGUCGGCGGGGAGGUCGGAGGCGAGCUGGAGACGAGUCAGGAGGCGGCGGCCGAGGAGGAGGAGGAGGAAGGAGCCCGAGGGGGCGUCUUCCCCGGCCCUCGGGGAGGUGCUCCCGGGGGCGGCGCGCAGCUCAGCCCUUGGCUGCAGCCGGCCGCACUGCUCUUCAGUCUCCUGUGCGCCUUCUUCUGGAUGGGCUUGUGCCUGCUGCGCGCCGGGGUGCGCCUGCCUCUGGCCGUCGCGCUGUUGGCCGCCUGCUGCGCCGGGGAAGCGCUGGUGCAGCUCUCCUUGGGCGUGGGGGACGGUCGCCUGCUGUCGCUGCCCGCCGCGGGGGUCCUGCUCAGCUGCCUAGGUGGCGCGACAUGGCUGGUGCUGAGGCUGAGGCUGGGAGUCCUCAUGGUCGCCUGGACUAGCGUGCUCAGGACGGUGGCCCUGGUUUCUUUGGAGAGGUUCAAGGUCGCCUGGAGACCUUACCUGGCAUACUUGGCGGCCGUGCUUGGGCUGCUGCUGGCCAGGUACGCCGAGCAGAUCCUGCCGCAGUGCUCCGGGCCGGCUCCGCCCAGGGAGCGGUUUGGGUCCCAGUUGAGCGCGAGGACCAAGGAAGAGAUUCCGGGGUGGAAGAGGAGGAGGCGGUCCAGCUCGGUAGUGGCCGGCGAGAUGUCCGGCUGCAGUAGCAAGUCUCACCGGAGGACCUCCCUGCCCUGCAUACCCAGGGAGCAGCUCAUGGGCCAUUCAGAAUGGGACCACAAGAGAGGGCCACGGGGAUCCCAGUCAGGAACCAGCAUCACUGUGGAUAUUGCCGUGAUGGGUGAGGCCCAUGGCCUCAUUACCGACCUCCUGGCCGACCCUUCUCUGCCCCCGAAUGUGUGUACAUCCUUGAGGGCCGUAAGCAACUUGCUCAGCACCCAGCUCACCUUCCAGGCCAUCCACAAGCCCAGAGUGAACCCCACCGUGACCUUCAGUGAGAACUAUACCUGCUCGGACUCUGAGGAAGGCUUGGAGAAAGACAAGCAGACCAUUUCCAAGCGCCUGAGAAGAAGUUUGCCUCCAGGCUUACUGAGAAGAGUCUCGUCAACCUGGACAACUACCACCUCUGCCACAGGUCUGCCCACCUUGGAGCCUGCGCCAGUGCGGAGGGAUCGCAGUGCCAGCAUCAAGCCGCAGGAAGCCCCUUCACCCAGUGCUGUCAAUCCUGACUCUUGGAAUGCCCCAGGGUUGACGACUCUCACCAAAAGCAGAUCCUUCACUUCAUCCUAUGCUGUCUCUGCAGCUAACCAUGUAAAAGCUAAAAAGCAAAACAGGCCAGGUGGCCUUGCUAAAAUUUCUCCCGUUCCCUCACCCUCCUCCUCACCUCCCGAAGGAUCACCUGCCAGCAGUCCUGUCAGCAACAGUGCUUCACAACAGUUCCCAGAAUCCCCUGAAGUAACCAUCAAGCGAGGCCCUGGAUCUCACAGGGCCUUAACUUACACCCAAAGUGCCCCUGACCUGUCCCCUCAGAUCCCGCCCCCAUCUGUCAUAUGUAGCAGCUGUGGCAGACCUUAUUCGCAAGGGAAUCCUGCUGAUGGACCCUCAGAGAGAAGUGGCCCAGCCAUGCUGAAACCAAACAGAACAGAUGACACUUGUCAAGUUACCUCCGAUUAUGAGACAAACAACAACAGUGACAGCAGUGACAUUCUGCAGAAUGAAGAGGAAGCUGAGUGCCAGAGAGAACCCCAGAGGAAAGCAUCGGCUUGUGGCACCUAUACUUCCCAGACCAUGAUCUUCCUGGACAAACCAAUCCUUGCUCCAGAACCCUUGGUCAUGGAUAACCUGGACUCAAUUAUGGAUCAGUUGAACACCUGGAAUUUUCCAAUUUUUGAUUUAAUGGAAAAUAUAGGAAGAAAAUGUGGCCGUAUUCUGAGCCAGGUAUCAUACAGACUGUUUGAAGACAUGGGGCUCUUUGAAGCCUUUAAAAUCCCGGUUAGGGAGUUUAUGAAUUACUUUCAUGCUUUGGAGAUCGGAUACAGGGACAUUCCUUAUCAUAACAGAAUCCAUGCCACCGAUGUUUUACAUGCUGUGUGGUAUCUCACAACGCAGCCGAUUCCUGGCCUCCCAAGUGUGAUUGGUGAUCACGGCUCAGCAAGCGACUCCGAUUCUGACAGUGGAUUUACACACGGACACAUGGGAUAUGUGUUUUCAAAAAUGUAUCAUGUGCCAGAUGACAAAUAUGGAUGCCUGUCUGGGAAUAUUCCAGCCCUAGAGUUGAUGGCUCUGUACGUUGCUGCAGCCAUGCAUGACUACGAUCACCCAGGGAGGACAAAUGCUUUCCUGGUUGCCACUAGUGCCCCUCAGGCGGUGCUAUACAACGACCGUUCUGUUCUGGAGAACCAUCACGCGGCUGCAGCCUGGAAUCUCUUCAUGUCCCGGCCAGAGUAUAACUUCUUAGUUAACCUGGACCACGUGGAGUUCAAGCACUUCCGCUUCCUAGUCAUCGAAGCAAUUUUGGCUACUGACCUGAAGAAACACUUUGACUUUGUAGCCAAAUUUAACGCCAAGGUGAACGAUGAUGUUGGGAUAGAUUGGACCAAUGAAAACGACCGUCUCCUGGUGUGUCAGAUGUGUAUAAAGCUGGCGGACAUCAACGGGCCUGCUAAAUGCAAAGAGCUCCACCUGCGGUGGACAGAGGGCAUCGCCAGUGAGUUUUAUGAGCAGGGCGAUGAAGAAGCCAGCCUCGGUUUGCCCAUAAGUCCCUUUAUGGACCGCUCUGCCCCGCAGCUGGCCAAUCUUCAGGAAUCCUUUAUCUCACACAUCGUGGGUCCUCUCUGCCACUCCUAUGACUCUGCGGGUCUCAUGCCAGGAAAAUGGGUAGAUGACAAUGAUGAUUCCGGAGACACCGAUGACCCGGAAGAAGAGGAGGAAGAGGCUGAAACACCACACGAGGAAGAAGCCUGUGAAAGCAGUAUAGCUCCCCGAAAGAAAAGUUUCAAAAGAAGGAGAAUCUACUGCCAAAUAACUCAGCACCUUCUGCAGAACCACAUGAUGUGGAAGAAAGUGAUUGAAGAGGAACAGUGUUUAUCAGGCACAGAGAACCAGUCCCUGGACCAGAUCCCUCUGCAGCAUCCCUCAGAGCAGAUCCAGGCUAUCAAGGAGGAAGAGGAAGAGAAGGGGAAGCCAAGAGCAGAGGAGACCCUGGUUCCACAGCCAGACCUGUGACCAUGGGUAGAGCGAGCUGUUGUUGCAGACAGAAUGACUCGUCUCAGACGUUUUCUAAGCCAGCACACUUAGACACAACACUGUAGAUUAUCAGAAGAUUGGCAAAUGGCUAAAGUGUUUGGGGGAAUUCUUCACAUUUUGUGUGUUUAUUUUUACAGUGAGGGACAGCGCUGAAGACUCUAGCUCAAAGAGGCUUUUUCACUUUGCGACACCAGCGUCUAAAGAUUGUUUUAUAAGAAAGAAAUUAUAUGUGUGUGUAUAAAUUCCCACAUAGGCUCAUGUAAGACUCGUAUUCACGCAUACACACAUGCACACUGAGAGCUAGGAUGCCUGACUCCACAAGGUAGUAACAGUCAUAUUAAGAUAUAUAGAGUUCACUGUGACAUAGAAAAUCAUAAAGGACAAGGAACUCAUGAGGAAAUGUGCAGCUUAGAGAGGAAACAGAUGUAGGCUCCAGACUGGGCACCUUUUGUUCUCCCUGCUGAGGGGUGAACAUUUCAGAACAUGGUUGGAAUUCUAAUGCAUACUGCCAACUGUGUGUGUGUGUCUGUGUGUGUGUGUGUGUGUGUGUGUGUGNGNGAGAGAGAGAGAGAGAGAGAGAGAGAGAGAGAGAGAGAGAGAGAGGUGGUCUUGUACAUCUGUGUGCAUGAGAAAAGGGAGAUGUUUAUGACUUUAGUUAUUCCUAGAAUAGCUGUAGCAGGUGAUGAAGUCCAUGUGAACACACAGAGGGAAAUCCUUUCUGCAGUGUCUUUGAAUGAAUGGCAGCCCCCCUUUUAGCUUCUAAGAAGGUUCCUUAGCAGAGGGAGGGCUUAUCUGGGCCAUAUGGGCCAUAUGAUUGGUACCACUGCUACCUGCCACUUGGGGGCACUCUACCACCAGCCUCACACUCAGAAGUCUAAGGCUUUCUGGUCUACCCUGGCUUAAUGAAUGUAUAAGGGGCGCAUGUCACUCACUCAUCUAGGAUCAAUUAGCAUGGAAGGGGAUGGUGUUCUUUACUGGUGGAUACCCAAGAGGAGCUAGAGGGAGCUCUCCAUCAGGUAAGAGUUAACAGGGCACUGGGAAAGUCCUGGUAAAGUAUCUAUAGCAAUGAUACCCUAUGUCUUCUCAAUUUGAUGCAAGAUAUGUUGUAAUAAAGAAGAAAGUCAACAAACUCACCAUGGGUGCUGUGACAAAGGGAUGAAGGCAAAAUGUCAACUUAGGGUUUGGAAGUUGGCCUGGGGAAAGCUGCUCCUUGGCAACUGUUGAAGAUUGUUAGCUCUGACCUCCCUGUUGUGGUCUUCCAUACACUGUGUGAAAGCAUAGCGUGGUUUUGCAGCCUGGUCCAUGGUCAUGCCCCUUUUUGAAAGGAAGAUGGGUGGGGUGUUAUUCUUUAAGGAUAGACUAUUGGAAGCUAUUUGUGUUAUUUUGUUUGUUUUCUACACUUGUUUAUGCUGUGAGCCAAACCUCUAUUUAAAAAGUUGAUACUCACUUUCAAUAUUUUAUUGGAUAUUAUUACGUAUGUCAUGACUAGUUACCAUGAUGUAAAUAUAAAGUUUUGUUGUUGUUGUUGUUUCUGUAGAUAGAAAACUUUUUUUAAAGAAAAAAAGGGGAAAGGGAAACAUUUUAUAGUUAUAUUUUAAUCACCGUUUUUAUACAUUGUAGCUUUCUCCAAGCACAGUAGCUGGGUGAUGGUUUAUUGCGCAGUUUGAGAGUUACCAGCCAUCUGCCUACUCAAGUUUGAUUCAUGAUCUGAUACAGUUGAUUGCUGUUAAAUUAAGGCAUUGAAAAGAUAGCAUCUUUUGCUAACUCAAUUAAUUUGAAGUCUUUCCCUGUCUGAUGAAAGCCUUUCUUAAGCAAAUUGUUAGUAUUUCUCCUAAACUCUGUUGCUUGUAGUUUCUGGUUCAGUGCUAUGUUCACAGACUCCUAGUCAUAGCCUCUGAGACCUGUGCAUAGAUUUCUACCUUUUCACAUCCUUGAUUAUUUACAUUAAAAAUCCCUUUGUCUCCCAAACAUGGAUUAUGUAUCCUUCCCUUCAAAAGCAACAUUUUCUUGUAUUUCACAGCAUUUUUUCCCCUAAUAGACAAAAUAAUGAAAUAAAAAAUCAAGUAUUUCAGGGCAGAUUUUGUUUUUCUAGUUCAGAGGACAAUGCAAAGAGGAUUGGAAGGAUUCGGGCCUCACCCAAACAAUUAGAAUGUGUUUCUAUGCAUUUCUGAGUUAGUGCCAGGGCUUCAGCAGUUAGCAGAUCCUGAAUAAUUUUUUUCUUUUUUUACGGUGGCCAUGUGUCUCUGUUUGUAAAUCUACUCCGAAGCAAGAAUCCUUCUUCAGUGGAGGCAAAUAAAUGUAACUCUUGCCCUGCAAUAGGAAUGAUAGACAAAGCACUUACACUCAUCUACCUGUCACUCAGUAGCUCAUCCACGUGUUCAAGUGGACGCGUGUCUGCAACAUAAAUAUGAGGAGUCAAACAAGCUAGGCAUGGAGUGAGGGCAUGGGCCUAUCCAUUGUGAGUGUUUAUAUUGGAAGUCUGAACAAAGCUGCAGAGUCUGAGUAAGAGUCAGGCUGGUUACAUCAUGAGGAUCUCAGCAAACUGAAGUAACAGAUAAUGCGCAGAGCCUUAGAAACUAUCUGUUCUAGAAUUGUGCUCAUUCAUCCAGGCAGAUUGAUUUUUUUUUUCCUCAAAAAAACAAGUUGUUGUUCUUCUCAACCCAAAACGCAACAAACUGAAUGGAAGGGUGGGAACCCACCAAGUGUGUGACCUAAAGAGCCACCUAAUAAUUCUCAAAGCGUAUCAAAUGACAUCAAAAGUAUUUUCCAUGAAUGACGUUGUCCACCUUCUUGGUGACAGCAAUAUUACUGUAUUCACCUCCAACUUCAGAGUUAACUUCCUGUGGUGCCAAUGUGUUUGAUGUGAUUUACUACAGUUUUAUAUGAGCCUAUACAGGUGCCAUUUGAUAAACUCAGGUCUCCCAGUGGAGGGGUCUCUACCCACUUAGGGAAAAGAUAGUUUUAUAGAUAGCCAUAACAUGUCAGUGGUAGGAGAAAUUGGGAACCAGCUGCUCUCUGUGGAGUAAAAGCCUAAGUGUGUUCUGCAUGUUAUCCAUGGUAUUUUCAACAUAAUAAUUGAAUGUCUUUAUGGUGAUCGAAGCCGGCUGACCUUUUGAGUAGCAUUUCCUUAGUAGAGAGAACCCUUUUUCCUGUUUUACUUAACUGUAAGAAAAAAAAAUGUACUCGUUUAUGUAAGACCUGGUUUUGUUCUCAGUAGGACAUGCACUCAGUAGUCAGUAUAUUGUCAUUUCCUGGCAUUAAGAGAAUUGCCUCCUGUUUGAAAAAGCAUCUGCCUUCCUCUAUCGUUGCACCCUGUUCUGUUUGGGUUUUACUCCAGAACAAGCAUUACACAUUGCAGUUCCAGGAAAGAAAGCGGAGAAGAAGGAAGCGAAUGCCCUGCAGACUGUUUGGUAGCUGUAGAUAUUUGCAAUUUCCCUGUGUCCUCUGGCCUUUCUUUCCCAGAGAACUUUCUUGAAGGUAAAAGCUGUGCAAAAGGCGUGAGACUCAGGCCUACCCUUUGUUUGUUAAAUGAUGGAAAAGUAUAAAUUAUUUUCUAAGUAAUAAAAAUAUGAAAAUUAUCAUUGUAAAUAAAGUCUAAAGCUUGAAAUGACUUCUUUAUAAAAGUGGAGUGUUUGUGUGGUGAACAACUCCUGACCAAUAGGAAAAGAAGAAUCUGCAAUUUCUGUCUGUCCUGCUUGAGGAUAAUCUGGAAUUUCUGACUGUCCUGCUUGAGAACACACUCUUGGUGCCUCCAUGAGGCAGGCACCUCCAUUGAUCUUCCUUAGGGUCUUGGAAGCAUAAAGAGCAGCGGCUUAGCCUUCUCUAUAAUCCUGAAUCUCAUUGGAUGCCUCCCUUGAUUUUUCUGUCAUUAGCAAUUUAAUUGCCUUUACAAUUGGCUGAAGGCCACUGCAACGGGGUUCUAUAGCCUUCCACAGACUAAAUCAAUACUCUACUCUUUAGGUGUGCUGUGGUGUGGGUGAGAGCAAAAAUUUGCAUAUUAGUAGUUCAACCCGAGACAACUAAAUAACACAAUAACCAUGUGCUUUGAAACUGAAGUCAUUUUCUUGCAUUAUCUUGCCCCCUGAGCAAUGAAAUAUUACAUGACCCUUGUUCUAGGUCACUCAUUUCUUCAUGAAUUUGUAAAGGGAAAUCAUGAAUUUUCUGAUAGCAACAUGUUCAAAAAUCUAUCCAAACAUAUUAAAACUGAAGAUAGAUAAAACAAUUCACCAUUUCAAGUAGAAGAGACUUCAGAAUUAAAUUCAUCUUAGAAUGUCUAAUUAAGCUGUAAUCCAUCAGUUUGGGGUCCUGGACCCCAAAUUUAUAUCAUGUUAAUUCAUCCUCCAGUAAAUGCCCCAGUAUUCAUUGAAAACUAAAUUAGAAGUGGAUUGUUAUUAGCCCUUACUAAACUAAACCAUACACUUCAGUCUAGAUGGUUUAUUGUGCUUUUGGUGAGUAUUUUUAUGCCUCACAUGAGGGAACCAUAAUAAGAAUAAGAACAUACUAGUAUACAUUAUACAAGGUGGAUAUCAAUAAACUCUGUUGCUACCUUAUGCUUUGCAUGGGCUAAAAUGUUCUUAUUUCCUAUACUACCUAAUACUGUGUUUUGCCUUGCCUAGUAAUUGGCUUUAUGAUCAUCUAGUAAAUUAACCCUAACAACUGAUGUGAUGUUGUGACUAAGAUAUUUGACCUUCUCUGUGUGGAUACUUUAAAUAUGUCUGCAGAUGCAAAAAUGUAGUUGGUGGGACCUAAUCUGCUCCUUCAAAGCAUAAUGUUGAUCCUUGAGUUUUUAACCUACAAAAGACCAUAAGUACAUAGACUGUGUGUUUUUGUGCUGGGCUGAAGGCUCUAAACUUAUCUGACAUUUCUUAGCAUCAUGUGCUGGCAUCUUAGGUGUAUGCCUCCCCCUCAAACUGGUGUGGAACACAGAGGGGAAAACACCCUUCCUCUAAUAGAUAAAUGUUCACUGGGGCCAUGUUUAAUCCAGACUUGUUGGUUUGCAUUAAGAAGUGGCUCUUUAAUCAUGAAAGCUAACAAGAAGUAAUGCUAAGUCUUGUGUGUCAUUACUGACAGAAGUACUUCAAUUUGAUUUUAUUUCUUGAACCACCCACCAUUCUCUUGGAUUUUGGGGGAUAGGGAUUAAAAUUAACCCCCAAAAGUACUGCUUCUUGGUAUCACAAUGCCCGUAGUUUGGUAAAAUUUAAUGUUUUUCUAGUGCUCUUCAGGGGAAAAUGACUUUUUUUUUGUUUUUUGUUUUUUGUUUUUUUGUGAGACAGGGUCUCUCUGUAUAGCCCUGGCUGUCCUGGAACUCAUUUUGUAGACCAAGCUGGCCUCGAACUCAGAAAUCCACCUGCCUCUGCCUCCCGAGUGCUGGGAUUAAAGGCGUGUGCCACCACGCCCAGCAGAAAAUGAUUUAUAAGGGAAUCAGUAAGUAUACAUUUAAUAAAGUACAUGAAGAACUUAAGUGUCCUCAGGGCAGCUCACAUAGCCUGUAACACCAGUUCCAGGGGAUCUGACACCAUCUUCUGACCUCCUUGGACACUGCAUAUGUGUGGUACACAGAUAUCUCUUCAGGCAAAACACCCAUCUGCAUAAAAUAAAUUUGUACCAAAAAAUACCAAAGAAUGUAAGUGCCCAAAUUGCAAUCUAAGUUCCUACGAGUUACCCCAGUGCACAGGGAGGCACCAUCCAGAGAGUUAUCACAAUAGAUGAUACAUUGUCUAUAGCUUAGUCCCUGUGAGUUACCCUAAUCACCAGCAGGAGUGCUUCAGUUGCUUAUCAUCAUACAUUUUAAGUGAUACAUUGCCUACAGCUUAGUUCCUUUGAGCUACCCCAAUGCAUAGGGUGAUAUCAACUAGUAGAUUAUCAUCAGACAUUUAAAAAUGAUAUUUGAUCUAUUAUCAUAGAUUUUUAUUUUCUGAAUUCUAAUAGAGUUAAAAACUCAAGUUCUUCCACAGUAAGAACAUGAAACAUUAUUAAUUUUUGGCUUUCACAAUUAAAGGCUUGACCUUGGGUUAGCCACCCCACUGUGUUCAUCUGUCAUAACAGUAGGGUAGACUAUGAAAUUCCUAUAUAGAAAAGCAACAAAAAACUGUUGUAAAGCCUUGAUACUUUAAAUUUCCAGUUAUAUCCAACAUGGUUCUUUCAACUGAAAGAAACUAUUGCAGGAAAUUCUCAAUUCUUAUAAAUAGAAAAACAACAACAACAACAAAAAACAUCAGAGAAAAACAACAAAAGAAACUUUGGCUUAAAAAUGGAGUAUUUCUCACCAAUUAUCUUUCCGUGAGUCAAUAUUAGCAAAGACAGUGUAAUCAGAAAUGCUCUUCUGUUGGAAGAGAGGGAAGGAAGUUUUAAUCCCAGGGUCCAAAUCUCCCCAACUCCAUUUCCACAAUGAAACCUGUGGUACAAAGAGAGAAAAGCAAAACUGAAGAUGACAUAAAACUCUGAUGCACACCUGUCCAGCCUUCUCACAAACCAGCUCAGUUGUUGGCUCUGGAGUGAAAUGACCUUGUAGGUCCAUGGUACUGCCUGGACCUAAUUUAACAUAAAAAGCACUUCUUCUCACUGCUGAAUGUGAAUCACUAGUGCUCUGAGCUGGUGCUGAUGAGAAGGAAUUUCUAUGGUAAUUACAUUUCCUUUAUAUAGCAAAAUAUUUGGACACAAAUGUGAAAUCAAUAAUAACUGUUUUAAAUUGUCUUCUUUGUAUAUAACUUGUUGGUGAAAUAGGGGUCCAGUUACUUCUCUUUUAAUAUUUUCAAUUGGUUCUUUUGCUAAUUCAGAAAACCUUUAUUAUAUCAUAUAUUUCAUUUUAAUUAUUUAUAUACAUACUCAAGAGCUAUACUGUUAUUUCCAUUAAGAAAUAGUCCUAACAUAUCUAUAUAUUAUAUGCUAAAGGGGGUUCGAAUGACUUUUAAUAUAUAUUCACGAAUCUCUCAUUUUAAAUCCUCUGUAAAAUAUUUGCAUGAGAUUUUUAGCAUACUAUAUUUGCUUGUUUUUUGCAUCUAUGAGUGUCAGUAUUCUGCAUAUAUUCUCACAGUAGAACGUAUACCCUAAUUUUUUUGUACCAGUAAAGCUGAUCUGUCAGCUAACAUGCACUGGAAAUAAAUAUGUCUGAAUACAUGCAUCCCUUGAACUCCUUCCUAGAGAUUUUUAUCAUGCUAACCACAAAAUGAAAAUUGGUGCUUUUGCAUAUAUUGUGAGCUCUCAAUAUAAAAUGGGGGGGGUAUUCUCUUUGUCAUUCUGUAAUGAUGUAAGGAACUUUAAUUUGACACCAUUGAGUUUGGUUUGGGUUGACAUGGUCAACUGGAUUUUUUUUUUUUUUUUUUGUCCUCGUCGAAAAUGCAUUCUGAUUCCUGAUUGAACAGUUGAUUUGAUCCUUAUUGCUUCUUUGUGAAAAGGAAAAAAAAGUGCAUUGAGUGGUUCUCUAAAUAGAAAUUCUAAAUAUUCAACUCUGUGUAAUGAUAUUUAUAACCCAGAAGGGUAUGGGGUAGAUAUAAUUUGGUGUUCCUAAAAUACCCAUUAUUUUCAAAUAACUGUCAACUGAAGUGAUCGUGGUAGAGGUGUCAUUUGUAAAUGACAAUUAUUAAUAAUGCUUUUCUUACCACACUGAGCUUGAAUAUGUUCAUUAAUGAGUAUCUUUGCCAAAUUUACCCAUUUUUAGAAACAUGAAAAUUUGGAUCUUAAAUGAUUAUUUUACAAUUUAAGACAAUUUGGUCUUGUUACUUGUAUCUUGCACUUGAUAUAUGUAGCAAUAUUUAGUAUUAUUCUAAUGUAAGUAUUUGUUAAGUGGCAUACUUACUGGGUGAUAAAAAUUUUGUAAAAAUAGGAUUUGUAUAGAAAGAAAAUUAGACAAGUUAUAUUUAUUUUUAUUGUUUAUUUUUUAGCUUAGAAAGUAUAUUAAUACUCCAUUUUUGCCAGAAUUAUUGGAAGUGCCUCUUGGUUUAUAUAUUUACAUACAUAGUCAAAAUUACUAAAAUUGUGUCAUAGAUGAUCAAUAUGUAUGUUACAAUAUGAAGAUGGUAUGUAAUAUAAAAGUGAUUCUGUGGUAUCAUGUUUGAUAUAGUUAUUUAUAUAUCCCGAGCCCUCUGGGCUCUUUAGUAAAAUAUCCACUAUAACUAUCUUAUAUGUUCCCGAGGUCCUGGGUGGGGUUGAAUUUCCAUGGCAAUGUUCCUAUCUCUGUUGAUAUUGAAUUCUUAGUCAUUGUCAUCCUCUAACUUUUAACCUCUAAGCUGUAUUCUUUCCGUAAUCAAAUAUCAUCAAACCCAAAUAUCCAACUUCAAGCAUUCAGAUUCAGAAUAAUAUGAAAUAAGGUAUUUUUGUUUAUACUAUAAAUAACCCCAUAGUAAUAUGGAGACUUUGGCUACACAUCUUGGAGUAUUAUAAUUAUUCAUAUGUUGAAAUAUAGGGGUUUGUUCUGUUUUUGCCAAUAGAAUAGCUUGAAUUAGGCUAAACUUUUGAGUGUUUCCUUUAGCUCACAGAGACCUCAGAAGCAAGUCUAGCAUGCAGUUUUGGCCAGAAGAAUUGACAUUUUAAUCCACAAGUAUUAAUUUUGCCAUUACUUAUGAAAUUCCACCCCAAUUCCCAAGCCUGUUAUUUGUGAGGUUCUUUUUCUUCUCACCCCACACUAAUCU